AUGGCAGCUUACAACAAUGAACCCCGGGAAAGGAAGGAAGAAAGCCUCCCCCUCACACGCGGCAGCGGUUCCGUCUCGCUCUGUCGCUCGGAGGUCAAAUCCACGGCGACUUUGGAGAGAAAACCGCGACAGAAACGGGAGCUUCUUCGUUGCUUGUUCGCUGAAGAGAGAGCGAAAGAGAGAGAGCGCCACCGUUGCAGUCUCGAAUAUGAGUACAGAAAAGCUCAGGUUGGAGUGUUGAGGAGUUUCAUCUCUGCAUGCCAGCCUUAUUUUCACUUCCUGGAAUCCAACGGCAGAAAUGCAUUAUCGUGUCAUGAACAGCUGUUGGAGUUGUCUCAGGAAAUGUGUGACAAACUGGAAUGUCUAGUGUUGAAAUUUGCCACCCGAGAACUCGUCACUUUGGAUGACAGCGAUCCUGAAAACAUGGCUCACUUCCGCAUUGGUCACUUAAAAGUGAAGCAACUGAAACUGAAAGUGACAUCAUUUCGCUACUGUAAGCCCACGCCUUACCUGGCGAGGGUGAACACAGGCAUAUUCAAGCGCAUGCGCUGGAACGUUGAGCCUUACGACAGUUCAAUAAAUACACCGUCCAAAUACUACUACAUGUGCUGCGAGAAGAUUCCAAACCACGCAGACAGUGACAAAUUACAUACCAAAGAUGUUCAAAUGUGGUCCAUUGGUCAGUGGGUGCAGGUGAAGCCGGAUCCCAACACGGAAAGCAUUUUUGACUGGGUGCUGUGUGACGUUCCAGAGGGCGCCUUUGAGAAGCUGCUGGAUUUGGGCAAAAAAGAGCCAUCCAGCAGCAAAGCCACCGACCACCUGUUGCAGCUGCUGGCGUCCAAAGAGAACAUUUCAUUAGACUUGUCUCAGUUAAGCGAUCCUCUGAAGUAUGAGGAGGAGAUGAUGCUGUAG
Molecule: messenger RNA, 912 nt
Organism: Nerophis lumbriciformis (worm pipefish)
Lineage: Eukaryota; Metazoa; Chordata; Actinopteri; Syngnathiformes; Syngnathidae
Source: RefSeq, a predicted model, not a curated record